ACCAUCUAAUGAUCUAAAGAUUGAGUCUUGAAUAGAUCCCACAACUGGAAAAGCUUCUUCUAAACCCCAAAAGCUAACUGCAAGUCUGCAACUUUCCAAUUUCUGCCUCAAUCGGACCAAGAUGUUGGCCUCGGCAGCCCAACCGCCGUUAACGGUGAAGCAGCCUCAUCUCCUCCAAUCCUCACUCUCCAUCUCAAACACCCUUAUCCACAUGGAAGUCAUUGCAGCUAAACCCACCAGACCCAGAAACAGAAGGCCGAGACUCUUCUUCCCUUCAACCCGUUUCCAAUGCCUCAACCUCAAAUCACGAUCUUCCCGCCAAUUCCUCACAAGGGUCAGUGAUAGCGACGGCGGCGGUGCGGCAGAUGCCACCCCACAACAGUUUAAACCAUCCACUGACACUAAAGAGAUAAAGAGUACUUCUCUGGGUGAUGGGUAUGUCGGUUUGUUUAUUCGGAUGCUCGGGCUGGAUAAUGAUUCCCUUGAUAGAGAGCAGGCAAUAGUGGCACUCUGGAAAUACUCACUUGGAGGAAAGAAGUAUGUCGAAGCCAUUAUGCAGUUUCCUGGCUGCAUAAACCUCAUUGUAAACUUGCUGAGGUCAGAGUCUAGUUCUGCGUGUGAAGCUGCUGCCGGCCUUUUAAGGUCGAUAUCCCUUGUUAAUUUGUAUAGAGAUGUGGUAGCACAGAGUGGAGCAAUUGAAGAGAUAACCGGGUUGCUAAAUCGACCGUCUUUGGAACCUGAGGUGAAGGAACAAGCUAUAUGUACUUUGUGGAACUUGUCUGUGGAUGAGAAGUUCAGAGGGAAAAUUGCAAACGGUGAUGUCUUGCCGUUACUUGUUAAGUCCGUGGAUGAUGAGGACGUAAAGGUGAAGGAAGCAGCCGGAGGGGUGUUGGCAAAUUUAUCAUUAAGUCACUUUAGUCACAGCAUUAUGGUUGAAGCAGGUGUUAUACCAAAAUUGGCAAAGCUCUUAAGAACUGACGUUGAAGGAUCAAAAGUAAUUAGAAAGGAGGCAAGAAAUGCUUUGUUAGAACUAUGUAAGGAUGAGUACUAUAGAAUUCUUGUUGUGGAGGAAGGUCUGGUUCCCGUCCCCAUCAUUGGUUCAGCUGCUUAUAAGUCCUUCAGGCCGGGUUUGUAUUCAUGGCCUAGUUUACCAGAUGGUAUGGAGAUUGAACAGACUUAUAAAACUCCCUCCAGGUUUGGUGCUUCUGAAUUACUCCUUGGGUUACAUGUUGAUGAAAAAAACGCAAAUAUAGAGGAAGCCAAGAUGAAUGCGAUUGUUGGACGGACACAGCAACAGUUUCUUGCUCGUAUUGGGGCCAUUGAACUGGAAGAUGAUAAAAAACAGUCUGAAUUAACCACCGGUAAACAACUCACACUUUUGCCGUGGACAGAUGGUGUGGCUAGAUUGGUUUUGAUUCUUGGACUUGAAGACGAGUCUGCAAUAGCAAGGGCUGCGGAGGCAAUUGCUGAUGCAUCUAUCAAUGAACAUAUACGGAUAGCAUUCAGAGAAGCUGGGGCAGUUAACCUUUUAGUACAGCUUCUAGACAGUAAGAAUAAUGCCAUCGUACUGGCGGCAGUUCGAGCACUAGAGAGGUUGUCUGUCAGUAAUGUUGUUUGCCAGUUAAUUGAAGAUGAAGGUGUUAGGGAUCCUUUGGUUAAUCUUUUAAAGCAGCCACAGAUGUCUGACAUCUUGAUGGAAAAGGCGUUGGAUAUUCUUGCCCGGAUCUCAGAUCCUAAUAAAGAAAUGAAGUCAAAGUUUUAUGAUGGACGAAAUGGAUCAAAAAAGGGAUCGGAUGCAGCUAGGGGUCCUUAUGGUUCCGCGGAAAUAACUGGAGAUAUAGCUAAUAUGUCCAUGUCAAAAACUAAUACCAGCAAAAAUGUGCUUGACUCUGGGGUUAUUGCUCGCCUUGUUGAGACAUUAAAGACCCCAACCCCGAGUUUGCAAACAAAAGCUACUUCUAUCCUUGAUUUCUACGCAGUUAUUGACCCAAGCAUGGACACCAUCAUUUCAGCGGAUAUUGAAUCUGGUUUAGAUGUUGUUUUCCAGCAAAAGAUUCUUGAAGCAGACACGGAAUCAGAAGUAUAUAAUCAACAGCCAGAAAAAUACGCCCUUGAAGUUGAAGAAGCUGGUCAUGCUAUAUCAGCAGCAUCCCGGUUAUUUACAAAACUGCUCGACUCUAAGAAGUUCUGCCAAAAAAUAGAUUCCGCGCAUUUCACCAAAUUGCUCAGUGAUAUCCUGAAGUCUAAUAUCCCCCUUCACAACAAAGAUUGGGUUGCUGCUUGUUUGGUGAAACUUGGUUCUCUUUCUGGUCCCAGACUAGAUUUCGAGGACCCAAUCAACAUGGAAGUAACUCUCCACGAGACCAUUCCGAGACUCAUGGAGCAGUUAAAUACCUCAUUCUUUCUAGAAGAAAAGGAAGCUGCAGUUGUGGAACUCAACAGAAUAAUCUCUGAAGGGGUGGUUGAUUCCACUCGAGCCAUUGCUUCCCAAGGAGGUAUAUUUCCUUUGGUCGAACUGAUUGAACAAGGGAGUGAGAGGGCCGUUGAAGCAUGCUUGGCGAUACUUUAUAAUCUGAGCAUGGACAGUGAGAACCAUUCGGCAAUUAUAGCUGCUGGAGCAGUUCCCGUUUUGAAGAGAAUUGUCCUAUCACAAAGACCACAGUGGAAUCGGGCACUUCAUUUGCUGAGGACUCUACCUACAUAAGGAGACAGUGCCAAACCUUAUAGUUACGAGAUAAUUUGUCCAUUUUUACCAAACUUUAUACUAUGAAGUCUGCCCUUGAAUUGAAGGGCGAGCUUAAUUCCUGUCGAGAACUUAAAUGUGUACCGGGGCAGCAGAUGCCGUAGUAUAUGUUCUGAUUGUAAUCAAGCUCCUUGCCCUGCUACUAUACAAGCAGAAUGCAAAAAAAUUGGUGGUUAAAAGGAAUCGUUUCGGCGCAUCA
Messenger RNA from Malus domestica (apple), 2942 nucleotides. RefSeq lists its product as uncharacterized. NCBI's taxonomy places the organism in Eukaryota, Viridiplantae, Streptophyta, Magnoliopsida, Rosales, Rosaceae. The record is from RefSeq and is a predicted model, not a curated record. Gene Ontology annotation, molecular function: protein binding.